Molecule: messenger RNA, 2865 nt
Organism: Entelurus aequoreus (snake pipefish)
Lineage: Eukaryota; Metazoa; Chordata; Actinopteri; Syngnathiformes; Syngnathidae
Product: protein C19orf12 homolog
Exons: 3
Coding region: 130-555 (141 amino acids)
Source: RefSeq, a predicted model, not a curated record
GCCAUUGCGGCCAUUGACCAAUGUCGGCAUCAGAAAGGAGCGACGGGGAUGAUCAGAGCGAAAAUAAAACACCACCAUGCCAAACGAUUAAUCGAUAUUGACUAGGAAGGCAUAAUACAACAAGAGACGAUGUGUCAUCGGCUCGGAGAUGUUAUGAAACUGUGCUGCGAGUUAUCUGCUGAUCAGCAGAUUCAGACCACGGUGAAGGGGUCUGGAAAGGGGGCAGCUGCAGCCGGAGGCUUGGCCUUCGCCGGAGGUCUGGUCGGGGGUCCUCUCGGAAUUGCGGUGGGUGGGGCUGUCGGAGGCCUGCUGGGCUGCUGGCUGACCAGCGGCCAGUUCAAACCUCUGCCACAGGUCAUCAUGGAGCUGAGUCCCCAGCAGCAGCAAAAGCUCUACGCCGAUAUGGUCGCCAUCCUCGGGGGCGUUCAUUGGACUGAUGUGGCCCAGCUCACGGCUCUUGUGAUGAGCAACAGCGGCCUGAAGCAGCAACUCACAGCUGCCCUUCUUGGCUUUAUCACCAAGGAGCUUCAGGCAAACGUGCAUUAUGUGGAUUAGUGUCUGCGGGUCCACUGCAUAUUGUGACUUGAAAAUAGUAUUGUGGCGUUGGACGGAUUGACAAAGGUUUUUACUUUAAAAACCUCUAAAGGCUUAGUUGGCCACAUGCGUGGACAGCACCUUUUAGCUCUUAUUUCCAAAAUUGUGUACACUACUGAAUUGGGGUCUUAUGGCCCUUAUGCAGACACAUAUACUGUCAUCUGGUGGUGUCAGAAGAGUAUGACAAUCAUUGGUACUUUAACUUUAUAACAUACAAUGGAAUUUGGAGGGGGAAAAAAAGUAAAAAUAAGAAUUAGCAUGUCACUAAACAUUAAGUACACGUUUGUUACUUAUGGACUAAGUACAUCAUAUAAACAGAUUAUUCUUAGUUUUUAAUUCUAAUUAGGGUCCAAUAAGCCCAAAUAGCAAAGAGAAAUUAAAAAAAAGCUUGUAAACAAACAGCUUGGGCCUUAAAAGGUUAAGAUGUAAAAAAAAUUUUUUUAAAAAUGCUAUUUGCAAUUGCUAGGCUUACUUGUUCAACAAUUUUUAUUUGGACCCUUCCCCAAUACAGAUAUACAAUGCUUUUAGUUAAAUUGAAAAUUGAUUAAAACGCUCUAGAACAGUGGUCCCCAAACUACGGGCCGCCGGCGUCCAAAAGUAAAACAAAAAAAAUAUAUAUAUUUUUUUAAAUAUAAUUUUUACAACAAGAAUUGUUUAAUCUGUCCUUUCUAGCCCUUCCAUCAAUCCAUUUCCUACCACUUGUUUUCUCAGGCAAAUCAUAUUGUCUGAAAAGGCAUUUUCCCAUCGAUAACGUGACGUCAUCAGCGGCAAUUGCACGCUCUUUCAGUCAAUUAGUGCACGAGGGGGAAAAAAAUUGGCGUAAUCGUUGUGGAAAUGUCUAAAAUAGACACAGAGUGUAGAGUUUUUAAACAUCAGUCGGGUCAAAAAGUUUGGGGACCCCUGCUCUAGAACAGUGAUUCUCAAGUACCAUCUCAAAAAACACCUGGCUUUCCAAGUACCACCACAAUGACCAACAUUGACAUACAGUUGCACAGUAGGUGUAAGUAUUAAUUAAAAACAAAGCAGACGUUCUAUUCGACAUGUAUAUUUGAUAUGUUUGGCCACUGUAACGUCACACACAGUUUGAACAGUAACACUGUUGUAAUAUUUCACUCAGUGAUUAUUUUGGCGUACUAUUAGAUGGAACCCACGACCACAGUUUUAGAAUCACCGCUUUGGAACUAAUGAGAACGUUAUGUAAAAGAUCAGGGAUGUUUAUAUGUUUUUUUUUUCAUUUAUUGUACUGAUUAUAAGCACUCAAUGACAUUUUCAUUUUACACUGCUGUAUACAGUAUAUGCACACAUAUUGUUGCUAGCGUAGAGUACAUAAAUAUGAACCAUUUUUGUAUGCAAAAAUAAAUAAAUAUGGAAAUGGUCAAUAUUUUAUCUAGCACUGGUCAUUUAUGUGAUUUCCACUUUAAGUAAAUACUUGAUUCAACAUCUGAGAAAUUGUGGCUGGCGUGUGAAUGCUUCUGUAUAUUUAUUUGUAUUUAUUAUGGAUCAUUUUGACUAUCUUUAUAAGAGGAAAGGUGUGUUCAAAUAAGGCAAUUAACUGUCUCGCAAUUUACUAUAGGAUAGACUAUCUCACAAUGGGAAUACUGUGGUUGCAGUGCAGAUUUUAAUUACAGUAAAAAAUAAAAAAAAAAGUAUAACAAUGGAAAACUGAAAAUGAGUAAUAACAAUUGCCACAUUUAUAUAUAUAUAUAUAUACAUAUACACACAUAUGUAUAUACUGUACACUAAUUGAUUGCACAAAUUUAUAAAUAACAGACAUGUACUAUGCUGAGCUGAAUUAAGACAUCCUUGCUGUAAGAGUGGGCAUUUGUUUUCUUCAGACUCUGUUAGAAUAAUUAUGUAUAUAUUAUCACACAACUCUUAUGCUUAAGGGCCGUUACUAUAGUUAUCAGUUGUGGUGAAAUUGUAUUUAUCUUUGUCUGUACAAAGCUUGCAAUCCAUAAGAUUGCAAGCCAGUCUCGUAUCAGUGUUUGUUUCCAGAAUCGGCCUGCUGACUGCCAAGGCCGAACAUCGAGUACCGUGACGCAGACAGAGCAGACAAGGCGAUAUCACGACUGUCAGCACAUUUGCAUUUUUGUAUCAUCAUAUGUUAUGUCUAACUGGAGCUGUCGAGAUUACCCCCUUCCCUCAGCGACAGCUUCAGUGAUGUAACCAGGGACCUCCCAAAUAAAUAGAGGAAGCACGUGGGCUGGACUUUUAGAACGUAAUUUGGAUCUGUAACUAGAGUACAACCAAAAAAACGUGUCUCCUCAAUUG